Molecule: messenger RNA, 1363 nt
Organism: Zingiber officinale
Lineage: Eukaryota; Viridiplantae; Streptophyta; Magnoliopsida; Zingiberales; Zingiberaceae
Product: methyltransferase-like protein 23
Exons: 8
Coding region: 20-811 (263 amino acids)
Cellular component (GO): cytoplasm; nucleus
Source: RefSeq, a predicted model, not a curated record
UUUCGAACGUCUUCAUUCGAUGGGUAGCGGCGGCAGCCAGAACAACGAGGGUACUGAGGGGGAGGUUGAUGAUUCUGAGGAGGUGGAGGACGUGGAGGCCGCAUUCGAGUCGGAAACCCAGUCGUCUUCUCCCAGCACGAGCACCCAUCACUCAAUGACCACCAUCUCUCGUCAAUACUUCGGAGGCGAUUCUUCCGCUGACAAUCACACCUUUUUUAUCGACAUCAUCGAGAAAAUACGUGAGGACUACGGGAUGUUCGUUUGGCCGUGCAGCAUAGUUCUUUCUGAGUAUGUAUGGCAACAGAGGUCGCGAUUCUCUGGCGUUUCUGUUCUUGAGUUAGGUGCCGGAACUUCAUUGCCUGGUCUGGUAGCUGCCAAAGUAGGAGCAAAAGUCACCUUAACAGAUAAUUCCAAGCAUGCAGAGGUGCUAGAGAAUAUGAAAAGGAUCUGCGAUCUCAAUAAACUCAACUGUGAAAUUAUUGGCCUCACCUGGGGAGAAUGGGAUGAGUCCGUGUUUAAUCUUCACCCUCAGAUAAUGCUUGGAGCUGAUGUGUUAUAUGAUUCAUCUGAUUUUGAUGAUCUCUUUGCUACUGUGGCCUUUCUUCUGCACAGUUGUCCUGAAUCAGUGUUUAUAACAACAUACCAAGAUAGAAGUGGUCAUCACUUGAUCGAAUUUUUGAUGGUGAAGUGGGGAUUGAAAUGCUCAAAACUUCUGGAUGGCUACUCUUGCAUCCCACCGCAAAAAGUUUGUGGCAUGCCAGGAAUCAUUCAUUUGGUUGAAAUAGUGCUGAAUAACCAGGAUUCAUCAUAAUUCCAGGUAGAAGAUCAAGGAUCAAAAGGGUCAUGGACCCGAUCAGAUCAGACCAAAAUUGGGCUCAAAUCUUAGGCUAAACAAGACAAUCAAGCCUUGAAACAAUCUGGACCAUCCAUCGAGAGCAAUAUAAACCAUCCAUUGAAGAUCUGGUCCAUCUGAGCUAGGAGAGAAUAGAUCAGGUUCCUUGAUGAAGAUGUGAACCUUUGGAUCAGAUUUAGAUCAAAUUUCACCAUUGGAUCAAAGGUGGAAGAAUCACAACCGUCCAUUACAAAUCUGUGAUCUGAUUUAAAUUAUGAAGCUACAGUGCUAGUUUCGUUCGUCAAAUCUCCACAGUGCUCUUCGCGUCAAGCAGCAGGGAGGCGCGAGCCUCUCCGGCGAUUCCGACCCCGAUUCCAACUCCGAUCAUCUUCUCAGGCGACGACCUCAGUGGGAAUUUUGAGAUUGGUGUGUUGGUUUGAAUGUGCCAAGUGCAAUGCAGGAUUGGAAAGUUAACAAUGUGGUUGGUUUGUUUAAAUGAUACAUCAAUUAUUUUAUUGGGAGUUAGUUCAA